Messenger RNA from Bombina bombina (fire-bellied toad), 655 nucleotides. RefSeq names its product chromosome 10 C1orf146 homolog (gene C10H1orf146). The transcript has 5 exons. NCBI's taxonomy places the organism in Eukaryota, Metazoa, Chordata, Amphibia, Anura, Bombinatoridae. Gene Ontology annotation, biological process: reciprocal meiotic recombination; synaptonemal complex assembly. The record is from RefSeq and is a predicted model, not a curated record. Gene Ontology annotation, cellular component: chromosome. The coding region runs from base 1 to 507 and encodes 168 amino acids.
AUGGCUGAAGACAGAUCAGCAACCUGGACUACCACAGUCAUUAUGAGCACAUCUUUACAGGGUCAUGAAGUAGCCAUAGUCUUACAAAACCAACGUCACAAAGUGCGUUUUUCAGAUUCUGUGGAAAUUGGAUCCAUUAUUUUUCCUCUAUCAGGUAUUGCUUUCUUAUUUGCUUAUGCGCAUGAGCUUUGUGCAACAUCUGGACAAAUUUUCAUUGGCAGAGUUGAGAAAUUCAUAUCGGUUCAUCGAAAUUGUUUCCUUGUGAUAGCAGCUGCUCUCCAUGGUCCAAUCGAAUGGAACUUAAUGUUCAAUAUACAGCAGAGGUUUCUUGGAAGUAGUUUACGUAUUAUUCCUGUUCAUAAUAGCGCUGAUAUUGUUAAAAUCAUGUUAACCAUAGCCAAGGCAACCUGUAAACCAUUCAAUGAGAGCAUCCGUGACCGACUUUUAAUAGCAAAAACACAGAUUGUUGAAAACAGCACUGUCUGGAAAGUACUUGAUCAGAUUUAAACACAACUUUUUUUUUUUCUUGUGCAUGAUUAUAUAUUAAUUUGUGUUGCAGAUUUAUAAUUUCUUGUUCCUGCUUUAGAAAAGGGGUCAUAUAGCUUGAUUUCUUUGUUGUGCUUUACAAAAUUAAUAAAAGACAGAUUGUUGUAAA